Messenger RNA from Dibothriocephalus latus, 1002 nucleotides. The record is from the annotation of a GenBank genome assembly. NCBI's taxonomy places the organism in Eukaryota, Metazoa, Platyhelminthes, Cestoda, Diphyllobothriidea, Diphyllobothriidae.
AUGCUGCAGCAAAUUAAACUGUCACCCAAGAACUUUGCUUUCGCCCUUAAGUCCGUCAGCAGCGAGUUCGACUCAAUCCUCAAAAGGACUUGGAAGGCUGCAGCAGAUGCUGGAUUCAUGAACUACAGUGUUCCUACUACAGCGUCUGUUGCACACUGUACUGUUAAGGGUUCACCCUUCAUAAUAUUGACCCUCCCGAAUCGCUUUACUUCCCGAAGAAAACCCACAGUCCCACAUAGGAUGGAUGAGCAGCUGUCACCUGAAGGCUUCAAUUUCACGAAGGUGAAACCGAGAGAAUUACUCUUCUAUCUGGGAAUGGAGGAUACGGAUACCCAGACGGGUGUUGUUCUGGUGAAUGUAAGCCCCUUCACCUUUGGGCAUUCGCUGCUGGUACCGGACCCACCAAAGUUGUUUAACCAAGUUAUUCGUAGACCAUCCUUGGAUUUGGCUCUGAGCUCACUGCUGAGUUCGGCAGAUAGACUCCUUUGCCUGGGUUUCAACAGCCUUCUGGCAUAUGCCUCGGUGAAUCACCUGCAUUAUCACCUCUGGUAUUCGAUGGUCCCACUGCACGCUGCCACUUGCCCACUUAGAACAAAACCGGCUCUUCCAGCUUUCAAGGAGUUGCAGCAGCACUGUGUGGACAACUUUGUUUUCGAAUUCACGUCCCUCUCCGAACAGCUUUGGCGAGCCAUAGAGUCCUGUCAACAACUGAAGAUUGCCCACAACUUAUUUGCUGCGCGUAAUACCCAAGGCGUUCUCCGUGUGGUUCUCUGGCCCCGCCGUUCAGUGCUUGAGGCCAAGGCUGUGGGCUCUGCCCUCGGCGGCUCCUCAAGAGGCUUUAAUGUUGCUGUGGCUGAACUGGCCGGAAUGAUGCUUGUGGUCGACGAGGCAACGUGUGCCGCUCUGCAAGCGGAGGGUGCGCUGACGGAGGUGCUAAUGAACGAGCGUUUGCCGGCUGCGGAACUGGCUGAACUCUACGCACUCCUCGCAAAGGGAUCAUGA